This is a messenger RNA of Tilletiopsis washingtonensis, 1363 nucleotides long. RefSeq lists its product as hypothetical. NCBI's taxonomy places the organism in Eukaryota, Fungi, Basidiomycota, Exobasidiomycetes, Entylomatales. Gene Ontology annotation, cellular component: plasma membrane; fungal-type vacuole. The transcript is spliced from 3 exons. The record is from RefSeq and is a predicted model, not a curated record. The coding region runs from base 271 to 1290 and encodes 339 amino acids.
CGCGGUGCAACGGAGGCCCAGACGCAGCAGCGGCAGCAGAGCAGGACAGGCUGAUUCCGCGGCAUGAGCGAAGGAAGGUCAGGCCAGGCACGCAUCAGGCAAGGGCCGCAAGGUGGAGCGAGAGGCGUCAGCAGAGCGGAGGUCGAGCGGAGGUCGAGCGUCGGGGCCGCCGGAGAGCGCAGCGCGCAGCGGUGGCCUCCGCCGGGCGCCUUAACAUGAAGGCAGCUUCGGCCAGAGCACGGCACCCACCACCACCUCUGCAACACCUCCAUGGCGCCUCAUCCGCUCUCCCUGGCGCUGGCCGCGCUGCUCGUCGCCUCGGCCGUGCAGGCCGCGCCGCAGCUCACGCCGACGUCGUACCUCUCCUAUGUGCCCGACCUGGCGGGCAACGCCGUCUUUGGCACCCUCUACGCCGCCGCCAGCAUCGCGCUGUGGGCGCACACGGUGCGCUGGCGCUCCUGGCAUGCCGUCGUGCUGCCCAUCGCCACGACAACCGAGGCGCUCGGCUGGUUCCUGCGCAUCCCGCUGCGCCAGGAGCAGAACCAGGACAAUCGCGGCCUCUACAUUGCCUACUAUCUCUUCCUGGUCCUCUCGCCCGCCGGCUUCCUGGCCUAUUGCUACAUCAUCUACGGACGACUCAUCAGCGCGGCUGACCCCGAGCUCAUCGGGCGCGCCGGGCUGAAGGCCAAGUCGCGCUACAGCUUCAUCCCGCCUCGGCUCGUGGCGCGCUUCUUCGUCAUCUCCGACAUCUGCACCUUCCUCAUUCAGGCUGCCGGCGGAGGCCUGCAGACCGGCGGCAACUACGACCAGACACAGCUCGGCAACAAGGUCUUCCUCGCCGGCGUCAGCGGCCAAGGCGCCUCGUACGUGCUCUUCACGCUGCUCACCAUCGUGGCGCACAUCCGUCUGUGCCGCGAGGAGCCUCGCUAUGCGCCGUGGCAUGCGCUGCACAACAAGACGGCGCGUCUCUUCGUGCUGCUCUACGUCGCCAGCAUUGGCAUCCUGGUGCGCAGCGGCAUGCGCAUCGUCGAGAUGGCGCAGGGCUACGGCGGGCAGCUCUACUCGCACGAGAUCUACACUUUCACACUCGAUGGCCUGCCGCUCAUCGUCGCCGUCGGCGUCUUCGCCAUCUGGUACCACCACCCGCUCGUCCUCGCCACACAAGGCGACGCCGAGCAGCGCGCCGCCGAGCUGGGCCUCAAGCGCGAGCGUGGAGCCUCGCCGUCGUCGCCGACCGAGAUGAGCGAGAGCCGCGCGGCCGUGCGGACGCCGGAGAGCGAAGUGGCUUGAUCUUGAUACCCCUCCUGGACUGGCCUGCGCCACGUGUCCCGUCUCACGGCAUUACAUAGACUACCUCGACCUG